Molecule: messenger RNA, 1759 nt
Organism: Nicotiana tabacum (common tobacco)
Lineage: Eukaryota; Viridiplantae; Streptophyta; Magnoliopsida; Solanales; Solanaceae
Product: zeatin O-glucosyltransferase-like
Molecular function (GO): UDP-glycosyltransferase activity
Source: RefSeq, a predicted model, not a curated record
AUGGUUGGCCAAUAUUUGUUGCAAUCUUCAAAACCACUCCUUAUAAAAUGAUCUUUUUUGUUCCUCAAUAACACACUUCAUUAGAUUACUUCUAAAACUGUAUCACUAGAGAACUAAUAGCUUACCUAUGGCUGAAAAGCUUACCUCAAAAACCCAUGGCCAAAAUGGUGCACAAGACGCCAAGGGCGGGUCUACAUCAGGCGAAGGGUUGUCAGUUGAAUACCCUUCGUCGGAAAAUAAUACUGAGCUGAAAUUCCUGACUUCGUCACCGCAAGACGUGGCCCAAGUGGCUGUGGUCAUGGUACCACUUCCAGCCCAAGGCCAUCUAAAUCAACUCCUCCAUCUCUCUCGACUCGUUUCCUCGUACAAUAUCCAUGUCCAUUAUGUUGGAACCAUUGCUCACAUUCAACAGGCGAAAAUUCGGGCUCAUGGUUUUGAUCCUCUCACCACAACAAACAUUCAUUUCCAUGAAUUUCAAACACCUUCUUUUGAAACUCCCCUUCCAAAUCCUAAUGCUUCUAACAAAUUCCCAAACCAGCUAAUGCCUUCUUUCUACGCCACGUUCCAUCUCCGCGAGUCAGUUUGUGCUCUAGUACGCGAACUUUUGAGCAAGAAUCUUAAGAAAGUGGUUGUUAUUUAUGAUAAUUUGAUGAAUUGGGUGGUUCAAGAUUUGCCUGAAAUGCCAAAUACAGAGUGCUAUUCUUUCAAUAGUACUUCAGCUUUCUUUUCAUAUUCAUUUUUAUGGGAACUCAAAGGAAAACCUGUUCUACCUGGAACUGAACAUUAUGAGGAUAUACCAUCAGUUUUAGACUGUUUUACUACAGAGUUUUGGGAAUAUUUGAAGAUACAAGAACAAUUUGAUGGGAAGAUUCAUUGUGGUGAACUUUACAAUUCGUCGCGAGUAAUAGAAAGUUUGUACCUUGAUUUAAUGGCCAAAGAAUAUGAUGGAUUGAAGCAAUGGGCUAUAGGUCCGUUCAAUCCUUUAGAGCCAAAAGAGAAGAGCAAAGACUCAAACAAACGUUACGAAUCCCUCGAUUGGCUUGACAAACAAGAACGAAACUCAGUUAUUUUUGUGUCAUUUGGAACGACUACUUCGUUGUGUGAUGAAGAAGUCAAAGAACUCGCGAUUGGUCUAGAGAAAAGCGAGCAAAAGUUCAUUUGGGUACUCAGAGAUGCUGAUAAAGGAGAUGUUUUUACAAGUGAAGUUAGAAAAGUACAAUUGCCUGAAGGAUAUGAAGAGAAAAUACAAGGAAGAGGGAUUAUAGUUAGAGAUUGGGCACCCCAAUUGGAAAUAUUAGCACAUAAUUCAACAGGCGGUUUUAUGAGUCAUUGCGGAUGGAAUUCGUGUAUGGAGAGUAUUUCCUUUGGAGUUCCUAUAGCAACCUGGCCAAUGCAUUCAGAUCAGCCAAGGAAUUCUCAACUUGUAACAAAGUAUUUGAAAAUUGGACUAACUGUUAGGCCAUGGACGCGUCGAGAUGAACUUGUUACAUCAGAAAUGGUUGAAAAUGCUGUGAAAACUUUGAUGGCUUCACCACAGGGAGAUGAGAUGAGGAAAAGAGCAGCUGAUUUGAGUAAUGCUAUCAAGAAAUCAGUAACAGAUGGGGGCGUAAACUGCGCUGAGAUGGAUUCUUUCAUCACCCAUAUUACUCGUUGAGUUUUUCUUAGUUAGCACAAGAUCGAGGUAUAAUGUAAGAAAACAUAUCAAUACACUAUAUAUAGGGAAUGCUAUGACAAUGAAAACAUAUUCUCAUUUACUCUC